Aspergillus japonicus CBS 114.51 is the source of this 837-nucleotide messenger RNA. RefSeq names its product Metallo-hydrolase/oxidoreductase. Bases 1 to 837 code for a protein of 278 amino acids. NCBI's taxonomy places the organism in Eukaryota, Fungi, Ascomycota, Eurotiomycetes, Eurotiales, Aspergillaceae. The record is from RefSeq and is a predicted model, not a curated record. The transcript has 3 exons.
AUGCCGUCUCAAUCCCCGCUGCCUGCGGGCUCCAAACUCUGGCUACUCGACCUCGGCAGCCUCGACAUCGACGCCUCGUACGUCCUGUCCGGAGCGAACGCCCGACGCGGUGCGGCGGCGGUCGUUCAUGAGAGCCGACCCUGCCUGAUGAUCGCCGCGCUCCUCUACCACCCAACCGCGGGCCUCCUGCUGUUCGACACCGGCGCGUGCGAGGACAUCAUCAAGUCCUGGGAUCGGGAGUUCCUGGAGUGCGCCCCGCGCGUCUGGGUGCAGGGAACCCACUCGCUGCCAGCCGCGAUCCGAGCCACGGGAGCCGGCGAGAUCACCGAUGUCCAAGCCGUCGUCCUGAGUCACCUGCACCUGGACCAUGCGGGAGGGCUGGAACAUUUCUUGGGAACAGAUGUUGAGAUUUGGUGCCAUGAAACCGAGCUGAAGAACGCCUUCUGGGCCGCGGCGACCGGCCUCGACAGCGGGCUCUUCCGGCCGGAGUACCUGCGGGCCGACCUCCUGAAUUGGAAGACCGUGGCCGAGGAGGUGGUGGAGCCCUGGGCUGGCGUGGUCCUGCAUCGCUGCCCGGGCCACACGGAAGGGCUGCUGCUGGCGGAGUUGACGCUGCCGGUGGCGGGCACCGUGGUGCUGACCGGCGAUCUCUUCCACGUCAAGGAGAACUAUGAGGAGGGCCGGCCCCAGGGAUUCCUGAUGCGGGAUUACAACAUCUGGCACCGGAGCAGAGACUAUGCGCGGAGAUUGGUGCACCGCACCAACGCCAAGGUCUGCCUCGGCCAUGAGAAGAGCUACUUCGACCAGUUCCCCCGAAGCCCCGAUUUCUUGACCUGA